Messenger RNA from Acomys russatus (golden spiny mouse), 3121 nucleotides. It is a transcript of the gene Plcd4, whose product is annotated as phospholipase C delta 4. The transcript is spliced from 18 exons. The coding region runs from base 287 to 2728 and encodes 813 amino acids. Gene Ontology annotation, molecular function: phosphatidylinositol-4,5-bisphosphate phospholipase C activity; calcium ion binding. Gene Ontology annotation, biological process: intracellular signal transduction; lipid metabolic process. The record is from RefSeq and is a predicted model, not a curated record. NCBI's taxonomy places the organism in Eukaryota, Metazoa, Chordata, Mammalia, Rodentia, Muridae.
CUGUUGACCAGUGUCCUGGGCCUUUAAGAGUUGGAUCGGCAGGCCUGAGGGAAAGCGCUCACAUCUCUCCUCACCCUGCUCCUCCUUGGCUGUAACUCUUCCAGUUACAGCAGCAAGCUGCAGUCGAAGGGUGAAAGCAGUCAAGUGCAAAGGAGAAAGGGAGCCAGGCUGAGUCUUCUUGUUUUCAGCGGAGAGCACUGCAGAGCUCGGGAGGCAUCGUUUUCCAGACACAGGAUUACUAUCCUACCCACGGUGACUCUGGCACCAGCUGGUGGAGCAGUUGGUGAUGGCAUCUCAGCUUCAAGACCGGCUGACCAAUGAUGAGGACCUGCUGCUGAUGCAAGAAGGCACGAUGAUGCGCAAGGUGAGGACCAAAACCUGGAAGAAGCUAAGAUACUACAGACUUCAGAAUGAUGGCAUGACGGUCUGGCACGCACGGCAAGCUGAAGACAUAGCCAAGCCCACUUUUUCCAUCUUGGAUGUGGAGACGAUCCGUAAGGGCCAUGAUUCUGAGUUGCUGCGCCAUCUGGAGGAAGAGUUCCCCCUGGAGCAAGGCUUCACCAUUGUCUUUCAAGGUCGCCGCCCCAACCUGGACCUAGUGGCCAACAGUGUCGAAGAGGCCCAGGUUUGGAUGCGAGGACUUCAGCUGCUGGUGGAUCUGGUCACCAGCAUGGACCACCAGGAGCAACUGGACCAAGCUGGAUGGGUGAGGGAAUGGUUCCAACGUGGAGACGUUAACCAGGAUGGCCGCAUAAGUUUUGAAGAAACUCAACGGCUGCUGCUUCUGAUGAAUGUGGAAAUGGACGAAGACUACGCCCUCAGUCUUUUUCAGGCAGCAGAUGUCUCCCAGACCAACUCUCUGGGAGGGGAAGAAUUUGUACAAUUCUAUAAGGCACUGACUAAGCGCACUGAUGUUGAGGAACUAUUUGAGCACUUCUCGUCUGAUGGACAGAAGCUGACCUUGCUGGAAUUUGUGGACUUCCUUAGAGAGAAUCAGAAAGAAAAAGACCACGCCCCUGACCUUGCUCUGGAGUUCAUUGACCGCUAUGAGCCUUCUGAGAAUGGCAGAUUGCUACGUGUGCUGAGCAAGGAUGGCUUCCUCAGCUACCUCUGUUCCAAGGAUGGGAACAUCUUCAACCAAGCCUGCCUCCCCAUCUACCAGGAUAUGACUCAGCCUCUGAGCCACUACUACAUUAACUCCUCGCACAACACCUACCUACUGCAAAACCAGCUUUGCGGCCAGAGCAGUGUUGAAGGAUACAUACGGGCCUUGAAACGAGGGUGCCGCUGUGUGGAGGUGGAUGUGUGGGACGGACCGGACGGGGAGCCCAUUGUUUACCAUGGAUAUACCCUGACCUCUCGUAUCCUGUUCAAAGAUGUCGUGGCAACACUAGCACAAUACGCCUUCCAGUCAUCGGACUACCCACUCAUCCUGUCUCUGGAGAACCACUGCACCUGGGAGCAGCAGCACACCUUGGCACAGCACCUGACUGAGAUCCUGGGCGAGCAGCUGCUGAGCACCACCUUGGAUGGACUGCAGGAAGAUAGGCUGCCAUCACCAGAGGAGCUCCGGGGGAAGAUCCUGGUGAAAGGAAAGAAAUUAACAGCACUUGAUGAUAUUGAGGUUGAGGAGGAAGAAGAAGUGCUGGAGAGAGAUCAGGAGUCAGAUUUGGACAUAGACUCCUUCCCUUAUUUGGACACCCAGCCUCAGCCUGAGUCCCGGGAGCAGGUCUCUGAGAAUAAGAGCAAAAAGAAGGUUGUGCCGUGUCCGACGUCUUGUCUGCUUAUUUGUGGUCACGUACUGGCUCAGGAUCCUAGUUCCAUUCCUGGGCCUAUUGUCUUGUCCAACCAAGUGAGGCAGAACUCCAGGACCAUCUUGUGCCCAGACCUUUCUGCCCUGGUUGUCUACUUGAGGGCUGUUCCCUUCUUCAGUUUCACUCAUUCCAAAGAAAACUACCACAUCUAUGAUAUUUCAUCCUUCUCUGAGACCAAGGCCAAGAACCUCAUCAAGGAGGCAGGCAACGAGUUUGUACAGCACAAUGCCAGGCAGCUGUGCCGUGUGUAUCCCAGUGCUAUGAGGACGGAUUCAUCCAACUUUAAGCCCCAGGGACUCUGGAAUGCAGGCUGCCAGAUGGUGGCUAUGAAUAUGCAGACUGCUGGGAGUGCCAUGGAUAUCUAUGAUGGGUUCUUCCGACAGAAUGGUGGCUCUGGCUAUGUGCUGAAGCCAAAAUUCCUGCGAGACAUCCAGAGUUCCUUCAAUCCUGAGAGGCCCAUCAGUCAUUUUAAGUCCCAGGUCCUCUUAGUCCAGGUAAUCAGUGGUCAAAGACUCCCCAAAGUGGACAACACGAAAGAGACGACCAUUGUGGAUCCACUGGUCAAAGUAGAGCUCUUUGGUGUUCCUGAAGACACAACACAGCAGGAGACCGACUAUGUGGAGAACAAUGGUUUUAAUCCACACUGGGGGCAGACAUUCUGUUUCCGGGUCCAGGUGCCUGAACUUGUUAUGCUGCGUUUUGUGGUAAAGGAUUAUAGCUGGAAAUCCAAUAAGUUUAUUGGCCAAUACACCCUGCCUUGGACCUGUGUGAAAGAAGGUUACCGACACGUAUCCUUGCUCUCCAAAGAUGGCACUAGCCUUCACCCAGCUUCCAUCUUUGUGUACCUCUGCAUGCACGAAGACCUGGAGGAGGAAGAAGAGGAGGGGGAGGAGGAAGAGGAGGAGGAGCCCUGAGCACAGGGUGGGCCUUGAAGCAGAAAAAUCUACAGAUGCAUUAUCCUUUCCAACCUACAACUCCCCUCAAAUCCAGAGGCAACGAAAGGAUCAAUCAAGGAUCAAAGUCCCCAGUCAAAGGCUGGGGAAGAAUGCCUGACCCCAGAACUAUGACUCUCUAGAGAACAAUGCACAGCCCUGAACCCCCACUGGACUGCUGCUCCUUAGCUGGUCUAAAUAGAGCUUCUCUGUCCAAUUUGGCUCCUGUAUGGUCUGUCACUGUUGGGUAAGAAGGGUUAACAUGGGGCAGAAGAAGAGCAUUUGGGAGUCAGGAGGGUGUAUGGGCUGUCACUGUUGGGCAAGAAGGGAGAAAUGAGGUUUCCAAGGACUCUCUCCUCCUUGUGUUGCAUAGGG